Gekko japonicus is the source of this 1576-nucleotide messenger RNA. RefSeq names its product 25-hydroxyvitamin D-1 alpha hydroxylase, mitochondrial. Gene Ontology annotation, molecular function: oxidoreductase activity, acting on paired donors, with incorporation or reduction of molecular oxygen; heme binding; iron ion binding. Lineage: Eukaryota; Metazoa; Chordata; Lepidosauria; Squamata; Gekkonidae. The record is from RefSeq and is a predicted model, not a curated record. Gene Ontology annotation, cellular component: mitochondrial inner membrane. Gene Ontology annotation, biological process: cortisol metabolic process; cellular response to peptide hormone stimulus; cholesterol metabolic process. The coding region runs from base 1 to 1518 and encodes 505 amino acids. The transcript is spliced from 9 exons.
AUGACUCAGACGAUCAAGUUGGCCAACAAGGCUUCUUUGCUGGCUAGAUGCUUUCCCGAGAGCUGGGCAGAGCCACUCUUUAAAUCUCAGUCAAGAGUUGUCAAAACUCACAAGACCAUGGCGGAGAUGCCCGGACCCAGUACUCUUAGCUUCUUGACUGACCUUUUUUGCAAAAAGGGGCUGUCCAGAUUGCAUGAACUCCAGAUGGAAAGCAAAGCCAAAUACGGCCCCAUAUGGAAAGCCAGCUUCGGGCCCAUCCUCACGGUCAACGUCGCCGACCCUAGCCUGAUUGAGCAGGUCUUGAGACAGGAAGGCAAGCACCCCAUCCGCUCCGACCUCUCUUCCUGGAAGGAUUACAGAGUGUCCCGAGGCCAUUCCUAUGGGCUGCUGACUGCGGAAGGCGAAGAGUGGCAGAAAAUCCGCAGCAUCCUCGGCAAGCACAUGCUGAAGCCCAAGGAGGUGGAGGCCUACACGGGCACUCUGAAUGAGGUGGUCAGUGAUCUCAUUGGCCGGCUGGAGCACCAGCGGAAUCUUCACGAGCAGCGCGUGGUCAAAGACGUGGCGGGCGAGUUCUACAAGUUUGGGUUAGAAGGCAUCUCUUCGGUCCUCUUUGAAUCCCGCAUUGGUUGCCUGGAGCCCAAAGUGCCAAAGGAGACGGAGACUUUCAUCAGUUCCAUCAACACCAUGUUUGUCAUGACCCUGCUCACCAUGGCGAUGCCCAAGAUCUUGCACCGCAUCUUUCCUAAACCGUGGCAGAAAUUCUGCGAGUCCUGGGACUAUAUGUUUGCUUUUGCCAAGGGACACAUUGACAAGCGGAUGGCUGAGAUUUCAGAGAAGAUCUCACACGGGGAGAAGGUGGAAGGAAAAUAUCUGACUUACUACUUGGCUCAGGAGAAAUUGUCCAUGAAAUCCAUCUAUGGAAAUGUGACUGAACUUUUGCUGGCUGGCGUGGACACGAUCUCAAGCACUUUGUCCUGGAGUCUGUAUGAACUGUCCCGACACCCUCAGGUGCAGGCAAACCUCUACAAGGAAAUUAUGGCAACAAUGAAAGACAACCCCAUCCCAACAGCUGCUGACGUAGCCAAAAUGCCGCUGUUGAAGGCGGUGAUGAAGGAAACACUGAGGUUGUACCCAGUGAUUCCCAGCAACGCACGUGUCAUCUCGGACAGGGAUAUCCAAGUGGGGGACUAUCUCAUCCCUAAAAAAACCCUGAUCAGCCUCUGCCAGUAUGCCACCUCUCGCGAUGAGAAGUACUUCUCCAAUCCCAACUCCUUCCAGCCGGAGCGAUGGCUGCACAAGGAAGACUCGCACCACCCCUACGCCUCCAUCCCUUUUGGCUUUGGCAAGCGCAGCUGUGUAGGCCGGCGCAUUGCAGAGCUGGAGGUGUAUCUGGCUCUGGCCAGGAUCUUGAUGCAUUUUGAAGUGAAGCCAGCACAAGAAGGACAUGCUGUGAAACCCAUGACACGCACCCUCUUGGUACCCGAGAAGGAGAUCAGUCUCCAGUUUCUGAGCCGCUAAUGGGGGCUUGAAGCAGAACUACUGACCUGAGCAUCCCCAACAAGACACGAAAGAACAC